AUGGCCGGCAGCAGCCCGAGCGGCGCCGCGCACCAGUCCAUCACCCGCUGGUGCGCGGGCGCGGGUCAGGCUGCCGAGGCGCCCGGCACGACGUGUGGCGGCCCCCGCAAGGGCCCGAGCACCCUGAGGAUUGCAGAUAAUUUCUGCGUGUGUGAAGGAUGCAGCGUCCCCCGCUGCCUGCUGUAUGAAAUGUAUAUAGAAAACUGCAGUCAGAAUGUCAAGAAUCAAGUAAAUCCAGCCACCUUUGGAAAGCUUGUUCGGUUAGUUUUCCCGGGUCUGGGGACAAGAAGGCUGGGCACAAGAGGGAGUGCUAGGUAUCAUUAUGAUGGAAUAUAUGUCAAGAAGAGUUCUUCCUUUUAUGCACGUUAUUGCUCUCUUCUGUCUGAAAAAAAAAAUCACAGGCCCCCGGCCGCCGGCGCCGCGGGAAGGGACCGCUCCGCGUGCCAGCCCGGCGCGUGCCUGGRCACUGGCGGAGAUGCCGGCAGUACUGGAGAUGCAGCUGGUUACAGGAGCAAUAGCCAAAACCAAGGAACAAACGAAGACGACAGCUUUGAAUACUCGUUGCCUGAAUUCAGGAGAUUCUAUUCCUGGGAGCAAGAGCUGGGGAAGAAACACCCCUAUGAGCUGGUUGCGCUGCUUGCAGAUGAGUAUUGCAGCUACUGUCAGGAUAUUUUACACAGUGUGAGAAGAGAAGAGCUUGACAAGGUUGAAGACUGUAUCAUGUCGUUCUGGAAGUCUCUGCAGCCUGAAGCAACAGCACUGAUGUCACUGCCAGAUGUGUGCCAGCUGUUCACAUGCUAUGAUAGGCAGCUAUUCAAGGAGAUGGAGAACCUUUUACUUAACGACUUCCUGGAGGAUGUGUCUAUCCAGUACUUGAAGUCGAUCCGAAUGUUCAGUAAAAACRUUAAAGUUUGGCUGCUGAAUGCUCUGCAAGAGUUUCCACUGCCGCUCCGAAAGUCCAAAUUUAAAGAGGUUACCGUGUUCGUAAAAAGACUCAGAAGAAAGACAUACCUUUCUAAUAUGGCUAAGACAAUGAGGAUAGUCUUGAACAACAACAGCAAAGUCACUGUGCUGAAGGCAGACUUGCAUGCUGUCAUCGACCAGGGAUUUGUGGAUAUUCAUGGAAACCCCUUUCAGAAGAAGUUUAAGGAUCCGGAUGAAGUGGAGAAUGACAUAGAGCUCAAAUGCUUGAAUGACUUAAUAGCUUUGCUGGACAAUUCCACGGAUAUUCGGAUUUUCCUGAACUGUUUGUCUUCCAAUCUCCAGGCUUUUGUCAUAGAGCCAAGCAAGAGUAAAGAGGAGYUGAGAAAAGUGGCAGCCAAUUUCCAGCUCAGAUGGAACUUCCUGUUAACGGGAGUAAGCAAAGCUAUGACACUCUGCCGCACAGUCAGUUUUGGAUCCUGGCAUUUGUUUCAUUUGCUGCUCUUGGAAUAUGUUGCUCACAUCUUCCAGUCCCAUCUAGAGGAGGAGGCAGAUGAAAAUCUCUGUGUCAUAGAGCAAAGCGACUCAACCAUUCUGUUGGUUCAUGAACCCGACCAUGUCUUGGACAGUUUUGCAGAGCAGCAGUUGGAAACCAAAGGCCCCCAGCCAACUGCGGUGACGUUGACGCCGAGCCAGAGCAAUGACACUUUAAGCAACAUUUUUUUCAGAGUUCUGAGCUGUUUGGUGGACGCAGACACAGGCAGCAAGCUCAUCCAGGUCAUGUUGGAAGACAGAAUUACYAAAACUUCUGUUAAGUUGGAUCUUCCAAUUGGAAAGGAAGCACUUGUUACUCUGAAAGAUGGACAGAAAUUCGUUAUUUGUGCCUCUGAUGCGCAGCAAAUCUCCACAGAAGACCAGUCUGACUUUUGAGUAUUAUUUUUGAGGAUAGGCGAUAUUUACUUUUUGAUACUAUUUUAUUUUUUUAAUUUUAAGUCUUUUUUUUCUGUAAAUACUAAAUUCAAAACUGUGCUAGUGAUUAUUGGGCAGAGUUUUAGGUUUUCAUGUGAAUUAGCUAUUUGACUUUAUCUGAAUAAAGCUUCAGAAUACAUAGUGGAAUACCUGUGUUUUAUCUGUCUCGUAUUCCUGCCAUCAGGAAAGCUGAAGGGCCUGCCUGAAGUCAUCAUGGUGAAUUUGUCUGGAAGCUGCUGCAUA
Messenger RNA from Nothoprocta perdicaria, 2133 nucleotides. RefSeq names its product RFX family member 8, lacking RFX DNA binding domain (gene RFX8). Lineage: Eukaryota; Metazoa; Chordata; Aves; Tinamiformes; Tinamidae. Gene Ontology annotation, biological process: regulation of transcription by RNA polymerase II. Gene Ontology annotation, molecular function: RNA polymerase II cis-regulatory region sequence-specific DNA binding; DNA-binding transcription factor activity, RNA polymerase II-specific. The record is from RefSeq and is a predicted model, not a curated record. The transcript has 17 exons. Bases 1 to 1851 code for a protein of 616 amino acids.